CAUACAUGCAAUUUCCUUUUUUUUGAACGACUAACGCCACGGAUCGAAUGACUACAAAUUUGCCCACAGGCCACAUCUGCUUCAAAUAAUGGAUUAUUCACAUCUGAAAGUUCCUCAACUCAAAGAGGAACUCAAACGACGGGGUUUAAAACCACACGGUCUGAAAGAUCAGCUGGUCUUACGUCUGAAAGACGCAGACAACAUGUUCAAGCAGAACAACCUAAAUCCUGACAUUGGUCAGCUGAUCCGAGCUGGUCCUAACACCCCAACCAGUGGAGAUGAUCCAUCUACACCAGAGGAACUAGAAGCCCUGAGGGAGAUGAGGAAAGUAGACCGAGAGGAGAGAGCAAAGAUUACUCUCUUGAGGAAACCUCUCACUACUUUGCAGUACUUUUUCCUGGAAAUUUGUAUCAUGAUUGUUGGAUGGACACACAGAUUAUGGUCCAACAGAAGAAAAGUAGUAGUUUUCAUCCUGUGUCUUGUAACAAUGGCCAUCUUGUAUCAUCUAGAGGGUUCACAUCAAGUGUAUGUACAGUACUUAGAAAAAAAGACUAUGUGGUGCUUAUACUGGAUAGGACUUGGAGUUCUGUCAUCAGUAGGUCUAGGUACUGGUCUUCAUACAUUCCUACUCUAUCUGGGUCCUCAUAUAGCCUCGGUGACAUUAGCAGCAUUUGAAUGUCAGUCAGUAAACUUCCCAGAGCCUCCUUAUCCUGACAAAAUUGUUUGUCCUGAAUCAAUUGAAGGAAGUUCAGCCAUUUCUAUGACGAUAUGGUCAGUGUUACAGAAGGUUCGUGUUGAAGCUAUUAUGUGGGGUGCAGGUACUGCUCUAGGAGAGUUACCACCAUACUUCAUGGCCAAAGCAGCUCGUCUUUCUGGUGUUGAGCCCGACAGUGAGGAAUACGAAGAGUUUGAAGAGAUGAUGGAACACAGUCAGAACAGUCAACAGGACUUCAUGACCCGAAUGAAAUUUGGGAUUCAACGCUUGGUGCAGAGAGUGGGAUUUUUUGGUAUAUUAGCAUGUGCUUCAAUUCCUAAUCCAUUAUUUGACCUAGCUGGUAUUACCUGUGGUCAUUUCUUGGUACCAUUUUGGACUUUCUUUGGUGCCACACUCAUCGGCAAGGCUGUCAUUAAAAUGAGUAUCCAGACAUUGUUUGUCAUCAUCACAUUCAGUGAACAUUACGUAGAUUUCAUGGUAGACCUGAUUGGGGGCAUCCCCAUGGUUGGUCCUCCUCUUCAGCGACCUUUCCGUGACCUCUUAGCCAAGCAGAAGUCCAAGUUGCAUCGGAAACCAGGGGGUUCAAGCGGUGAUAAGAACAAUCUGCUUGGAUUCCUGUUUGAAAAGCUCAUCAUCGCCAUGGUGAUAUACUUUGUCAUCUCCAUCGUGAACUCCCUUGCCCAGCGCUACUUGAAACGAGUCCAGGAAAAGAAUCGAGAGAAGAGUCAUUGAUGAUUACUUUAUCUCUAGACUAGUCAACAUUUAUUGGGUAACAUUGCUUAUUAUACAGAUUAUAUUAAUUUCUUUCUAUUAUAAUUUUGUUGAGUGGCUGGCAGAAGGGCAAUAGCACACAUUCAUGCUAUAAAGCACAUUUCUUGUAACCCCCUUCUUAGGUCUUGAUUGCACAAUACAUUUUAUACCAGUUUUAUUUUUAAAAAUGGCAGGGAUAUGUCUCUUUAUCGACUAAUAAAGGAGUGAAAAUGAAUGGUUACUACGUAGUUGGGGUAGUUUUGUAUCAAAUAUGCACAUAUAUGUGAAGUUACAGGCAUCUUAAUGCUAAUGACCUUCUGCUGAAAGCAAUAAUGUGUCUUCAUUUGGCAGCAUGGUGCAACAUGCUUAUGCUGUCCUGCCAGCCACACAACAGUUUGGUGGUACUCACAAUAUAUUAUAUUUUUCCAUUCCACUUGUGCACAUUUAUAUACAGAGUUAGGAAUCCUAUAUCCUCGUUCCAUUGGAUUGUGCAUAAAUUUUCAAUCGAUUGAACUUGAUUAGAUUUGAAUUAAUCACUGAUUGCAACUCUUCAUAAGGCUGGGACUUGAGCAUAUCUUCAUGCAUUUUUUCAUUAAUUUGAUCUUAAUUCUAUUUCCUAGGUACUAACAACUGUGAUUUUUCAGAUUUUCUUUUUUGCUUGAUUUUUGAUGAGGCACUUCUUUAUUAAUAACCUGGACAUGAGAUGAGGGCAUUAGUGUGAUAUUAUAAAGGCAGGCUGAUAUUCCAUUUGACAACACCUAUAGUGGAUCUGAAAGAAUUAGGUUUUGCUAAUAUUUUUAUCUGCUAAAACAGUAACAAUAAUAAGAGUGAGGUGGGAUUUUUUUGGUGUGAUUGAACAGUAACAUUGGAAGAAAGUAUUGUCUUUAUACUUGACUAUUGUAUGGGGAAUAGAAAAAGAUGUUUAACAUCGAAUUUGAAAUGCAAUAGACUAAUGAUUUAUAAAGAAACAUGUUAGAUAUGGAACAUGUAUGCAGCACAGGAUAAAAAAAUGAAAAAAAUGUAUCGAUACAGGGCUGUCAACUUUUAGGAACUACUCUGAGGGAGAUUGUGGGGGGGGGGGGGUAGGGUAGUGAGCACUAAAAAUAAAUUUACUCAACACUCAAUAACUUGCAAUGUAUGGAGUUGGGCCAAAAAAAAGGUAAAGGAUUUGAAAUGCUACACAAGAGAGUUACAUAGGAAAUCAUUCUACAGGUGGUACAUAAGCCCCCUUUGUAUAUAAGUACAUGUAUGUAUGUCUAGCAAGUAAUCAGCCAGAUAUGUAAACAACUUCCCACCGAGUAUCCCUCUAGCGCUUUCAAGUCAUCAUUCUCAAAUUCAGAAUGAUGUGAUUUUAUCUCAUUUAAUAAUACAUGUACUUGAUCACUUCACAGUCAGAAGUACAUUUGUCAAAUUAUGAAACCUUGAAUGGGAGUUGAAUUACAAUGUUGCAUAUUGCAGUUGACAAUUUGUUUUCAGUCGUAAGACUGUAGUAUAUGGGAAAAGGCCAUUUUUGUAAUGUAAUAAAGUUCAAUGCGUAUAUCUUUGUUGAA
Strongylocentrotus purpuratus (purple sea urchin) is the source of this 3015-nucleotide messenger RNA. It is a transcript of the gene vmp1, whose product is annotated as vacuole membrane protein 1. The record is from RefSeq and is a predicted model, not a curated record. Gene Ontology annotation, biological process: autophagy; Golgi organization. Gene Ontology annotation, cellular component: membrane; endoplasmic reticulum; endomembrane system. Lineage: Eukaryota; Metazoa; Echinodermata; Echinoidea; Camarodonta; Strongylocentrotidae. Bases 89 to 1447 code for a protein of 452 amino acids. The transcript has 13 exons.